AGUGUACGUAACAUGGUGUGCACUAGUCCAAACACCUUCAACAAAUUAGCUUUUUUGCUUUGCCAACUUCCAUAUGUAAUUUCACAACAUCUAGUGUUGAGACAGUGCUCUUGUUUGGACAGUACAAAUCAUUCAUUGUACAGCAGGGCGCCUUUGUUAACAAGCUGGGUGUAGCUCACAUUUUUGUUUAAUUCUUCUGGGCAUCUCUCUAACAAACAAGUAUUCUUUAGGGCUCAACUCAAUAAUCAAUACAGUUUUGUUAGUUUACAGAGCAGAUAAUUACUUUAUGGGAUGACUUUACAAGGUCAGGGAGAUGUUCUUAUAUAGUCUGGAGAAUGAAGGCAGAGAAACAGCUCUACGGAACUCAACAGCAACAGAUUUUCGAGUAACAGACUACACAACCUUUCCCACCAUGAAGACAACAAGAGCUGCGGCCCUUCUUGGGCUACUGUUUCUCAGCUGUUUUUCUGAUAUUGUUUCUGGUCAACGAUGGGCCUCCUGCGGCGUGUACCGCAUGUCGGAUAGGAGCAAUCUCGCCUGUCCCAGGGACUUCCAGCCGGUCUGUGGCACCGAUAACGUGACGUACCCCAAUGAGUGCUCGCUCUGCAGAGAAAUCUUUCGUAACAGAGUGAUUGACAAAAAGCAUGACGGAAGAUGCAUGAAGGUCGAUUGCACCGGCUACAUGAGAGCAACGGGCGGUCGCGAGUCUGUCUGCACCCGGCAAUACAACCCGCUGUGUGCCACCAACGGGGUUACCUACAGCAACAAGUGCAGCUUCUGCACGGCGGUGGCGAAUGGACAGGACAUCGACCUGCUCAUGCCUGGAAAAUGCCCCGAGCUCCGUUACCCACAGAUCGACUGCAGUGGAUUCAAGAGCACCGAUGUCUACUGCACCUCUGAGUACAUGCCCCUCUGCGGCUCUGACGGCAAAACGUAUGGAAACAAAUGCCACUUCUGCAUUGCAGUUCUGAAGAGCCGGGGAUCCCUGACCCUCAAGCACCGUGGUAAAUGCUGAGUGCUGGCACGUAACCUUCACCCUUCCCGUUCUCUUACAAAGUCCACAACUCCAAUGUGCUCUUCCCUGCUCCAUGUUGUACAUUGGUUUCUUCUCUGAUCCAUUAAUAAAUCAAAACCAGCCACCCUCUUUGCCAUG
Oxyura jamaicensis (ruddy duck) is the source of this 1153-nucleotide messenger RNA. RefSeq names its product ovomucoid-like. The record is from RefSeq and is a predicted model, not a curated record. The transcript is spliced from 8 exons. Bases 314 to 1015 code for a protein of 233 amino acids. Gene Ontology annotation, molecular function: protein binding; serine-type endopeptidase inhibitor activity. Lineage: Eukaryota; Metazoa; Chordata; Aves; Anseriformes; Anatidae.